This is a messenger RNA of Oryzias latipes (Japanese medaka), 3429 nucleotides long. The record is from RefSeq and is a predicted model, not a curated record. Lineage: Eukaryota; Metazoa; Chordata; Actinopteri; Beloniformes; Adrianichthyidae.
UGUAGGCUCGCAGAUACUUACUUUCCUGGCUUCUAUAAAGAUUUUUCAGAGGAAAUGUCCCCAAUUUACCUCUUUUCAUGCUGCAGGGUCACGUGCACAAACCAGUUAAUUUGAUUGGCCGAAGGAUGAAAGCGUUUUGUGGGUCUCAGCGGUAAGGAAGUACUGCAACCACAGUCGUUGCGGUUGAUAAACCUCAAGAAAACUAAUCGGUUAUUCAGGAAGGUACGAGCUAAGCAAAACACGUCACCGGUCCAUGCGUCAUCCAGCGGCAUUAAAUGUAUCAAUGGAUGAUGUGAUGACGAUUUUACUUCAUGGGAUGAAGAGCGAUUUCACACUUUUUGCCUGCUGUGGCCAUUUCUGCAAAAAGAAAUGGUUAACCUGAAUGUUUUUUCAAGUCUUGGAGGUGGCGUUUCUUCAGCUGCAUGAUGGAGCCAGACGUUUCGAGCAAAAGCCAGCUGUUCGAUUCCCUCAAGACCUAUCUGAACAACAGGAACAGAUUACAGCCUAUAAUUGGCCUGAGCAGUAUUGUGGAAGUGGUGAACGUGGGAACGCAGAACAGGGCGGCGGUAUAUUUUUGCCACGUGUGCGUGCGUCGGCUUGACAUGGCUGACAUGCGGAAUCACAUUUUGGGAAGUCUCCACAGAUACAACUACAUUGUAAGUGCCGCCAGUGAGUCAUGUCAGCGUUGCCGUGGACCGCCUUUUGUAACAGAUGACGCUGUCCCCUGGCAGAAAGCCUCUCAGCCCCAUUUAGUUUCUCAGUGGCCGGUGAACUCUGACCUGUCAAAGCAGGCCUGGCCUUUAAUGGCGCUGGCCAAGAUGCUGGAGAGCAGAGAGGGACCCGGCGAUGUUCAGUUGUUAGAAGUUGAAGAUGCUGUACAUCAGAAGAUGGCAACUUGGAGUGAAAACUACGCUUUAACUGUGAUAAACACCCUGAAAUGCGAACAGGGUGGACCCGGCAGCUCUUCGGACGCUGCGUUGUUCCACCCUGCCGUCGAGUCGCAGAGGAUUGUUUUGUUUCCACACAACUCUCGGAAAAAACCAGAGCCAGGUUCAGAAUGUGGCGGGAUCUCUCCAAGCAGCAGCGAACAUCGUCGAGAGCCUGAGACGAAGAGCUGCUCACAAAGUCACCCGGAAGACGGCGAAAGAUGGGAAUCUCUGGUGUGUGAAAGCAGCUUUCUGGACCAAUAUUCAGGACCCAGUCUUCUUAUCGGUCUCACCCGAGUAGUUGAGUUGAAAGGUCAGGACGGCUGCUCUCUCUGUUUCUUAUGCCACUGCUGUCGCAUCAAAUCCAGCAAAGAGGAUAUUAUUGAUCAUCUAACCAGCUCCUCACAUCUGAUCAAUUACCUGGUGGAAAUUUAUCCCGACCAGCUGCAGGAGGUUCAUGAACCUUUGAAAUACAAUUGUCAGCUUCUGCAGUUGUUGGCUAUGAAAGUGGAGCACGAGAAGGGCAGAGAGGAGCUGAAGGUAGAACAUGUCCCCGAAACCUACUGUAGUCACCUCUCUGGAAAAAGUUACCACUGGUGUUUAAAGAUGCUUUCAGAGGGCUGGGCACCGAUCCAAAAACAAACGGAAAUUACUGAAGGAGAUUUUGGGGAAAAGUCUACAUUUCCAAGGAAAAGCUCUGCCCCGAUGUCAAGAGAAUCACAGACUUUGGGGCAAAAGAAGAAGAAGAAGAAGAAGAAAAAGCCAAACACGGUGUUUGUUGUAAAUCUGCCGCUCAGGAAGGGGGCGAUGCUCCUGGAGAGGCAGUCUUUCAGCGCCAAGAGCCCUUCCUCUGGCCUCCACCGAGCUCAGUCUGAGAUAUCGGGCUCGGAGUUGGCGUGCGAUUCUCAAUCCUAUGCGGUCGAAGACGACGCGCAGAUGCACAGCUGCGACACGCUGCAAGAUUUCUGUGGAGGAGAUCCUGAUGUCACACAAGAUCCAGCUGCAUUUCUGGGCACCGGCAAUGGUUUCAGACACCAGCACCAAGACGCGGCUGAGGCAGCGGGGGACAUGGUGUUUUACGAAAAGGCGUACAACACAGGACAGUAUGAAGAAAGGCCAAGUCAGGAGUUUCCACACAUCUGGAAGAAUGAAGCCUCUCAAGUGACGAGUGCAUUUUUGAUGGAUCCUCAUGGAGAAGACUUAUCCUUCUGUAGUGGAACGGAACAAUGUGGGACUGAACAGGGCUACAGAUCUGCUUUAAAUGCAGUUGGAACAGACAUGCAGAAGUUUAGAAAUGAUGGAGAAACAAGCUCCAGUGCUGUUCAAUACUAUGCCUACCAGCAGGUGGCAUGGAGUGACGCAGGUCCUCACACAGGCAGCAUGUGGGGGUGUUAUGACUUCCCUGCAGUUGGAGUUCCUCCUGUAGAUGCCGUCAACAUGUCUACCUGCUACAGAGAUGCUCUCACCCACUGUGGCAGUAUCUCUGCUCAGACCACAGGAGGGUUUUAUGAGGCUGACCCAAGACAACCGCAAACCCCCACUGAUUUCAUCACGGGUUGUACCCAGGAUGCUCCACUGAGUAAUCCACAUCUCACCGCGAACUGUCAAGCCAAAUACAGCCAAAUACAAAUGAAAUUGAUGGCUUUUGCCAACUACAGUCCUGGACCAGCUACAAAACCAGGGCAGGCCUUGUCUUGUCCGGUGAGCAGUGCUGCCGAUCAGGGUACGAAGCAAGCUGAUGCUUUGACCCAACCCAGCCAGGCCGUUGGUGACGAAGCCUUUUGUGUUUAUCACACAGCUGGUUUCUAAUUGGAAGAAAAAUCUAACUAUUUCUCCUAUGAACACCUUCUUGUGUGUCACCAUGACAGAUUUUGCUUUCGGUGUUCUUUAAGUUUGAAUCUUCUGGUACAAAACAUGUUUACAAAAGUAUUCCACUUUUUCUGAACUUCCUUGUAAAUUGUAAAUGACAAUGACUGUCAUUAAUCACUAACCUCUUCAGGUGUCAGUUUGUGUCAGUUUUCUGCAGAUCCAGAGGUAGCUCUGUUGUUGUGAACGCCCCUCUGUUCUUCUCAGGGUAGCUUUACUGCACUAGCUAACAAUGGUGCUGGUUACAUUUCUAGAUUUAUAUCAUUAAAUCUAUUUCUUUCUUUUUUUGUUUGUUGAAAAGGGGAGGUAUCUUACUGUCAGACCAAUUUCAAACAAUUAGAGCUGAAUAAUUGUUUAUUACAUGUUCAUGUGGGGUAGAGCGACCAUUUAUGGACAUGAGGGGAGAUGAUGUCGAACCUGCUUUUGCAGAGCUUCUUCUCGAUGAAUAAAUGCAUUUCAGCUGGUUUCAUUGACUUUUUUAGUUGCAUACAAUCUUAUCAGUAUUCUUCAACCACUGCACUGUUGUUCAUGGAAAUAAUUGCCCGUGUCACUUAAUUAUCUGUACCAUCACAUUACUGGAAAUUCAGGAGCUCCAAAACAAUUUUGAAGAGUUUAAUUAAAGGUGUGUUAUUCUUGG